AUGAUAUUAAUUUUUUUCUUGUCUUGUUGGUUCUUAAUUACAUUAUAGACCUUAUCUAAUACUGCCCUCAAUCAAUCAAACUUAAUUGCAAAAAAAUUAGUGGAAUUAAGCAAUAAUGAAAUCUAAGAUUAGAGUUGCUUAACUUUUGGAAUUUGGUCGAAAUAUAAUCCAUUAAGUAAUUCAAAAUUAAAAGGCUCUUAUGGAUUGUUUGAUAGUAAUUGCUUUUAAUUAAUGAAUGCUGUUGACGAUGUUACUUUUAGUUUACAUUUAAUUUAUUAUGAUUGUCUUGAUUAUCCAAAAAGAUAGAUUACAAAAUAUAUCAGAUUAGGUUUAGUUGAAAAUCAAUAAUAUAUUUUUUAGAAGAAAAUCGAACAUACAAAUUAUGAAAAUAUUUGGUAUUUUUUUUAGGUUAUUUCAAUUUAAUCUUAAAAUUAAUUAGAAUUUGCUAUUUAUUCUUCAUCUGAUUUAAUUUUUCAGGAAACUGCUGAUGUGAAAUUAAAUGACAAAAAUUUAUAAUUAUUAUUUACAUUUGGAGGAAGUUUAAAAGUAAAUCUUACAAAAAUAACUUUAAUUAAAUAAGGAACAAUAUUCUCACUCUUUCAAGGUUUGAUAAUUGUAUAAAAUAUAGAGAUGUAGAGAUUACCUAUUUAUCUUGAUUUUGGAUAAAUGAUAACUGAAUUUUAUUAAAAUAUAGUUGCAUGUACUUGUAAAAGCAAUUUAGAGAUAAAAAUAGAUGAUUAUCAUCUCAUUUAUCUUGAUUAACAGAUUUAAGUUUCAGAAAAUAAUAAUUGUGAUUCGUAUUCACUCACCGGAUGGUUUUUAAUAACAAAUAUUUCACAAUCAUCUUAAGAAUUUAUAUAUUAGUUUAUUAAAAUAAGCUCCAAUUAAAAUGAUCUGUAAAAUGAAAAUAUAGCCACAUUUUAACUAUUUUAUCUUAUAUCACCUAUUCAAAAUAAGUUAAUCAUUACAACUUAUAAGUACGAUUUUCCAUCAGUUACAUUGAACUUUUCGAAUAAUCAAUUUUUAAUUAUUAGAGAAUUUUUGAUUUAAAGUAAUAUUAAAUCAUGGCAAUAUUUAUAAGUAAAACUGGAAGAAAAUGUAUUAAAUUUCUAAAUCACUUUCUAUAAUACAAAUUCUACUUAAUCAUAUGAUACAAAAAUUGAAAUUAAAUAAUUUCAUAAUUGUUAGUUUUAAAUUUUAUAUGGAAACAUUUAAUAAGAUAAAUCUAAUUAUUUAAAUAUAAUUGUUAAAAGUUUGAGAUUUGAUAAUUGUAACAUAGAUUAAACAAAUAAUAAAUGUCAUUACAGUUGUUCAGAAUGUGACGGUCCUGGUUAUUCUAAUUGCUUAGUUUGCCCUGAAAAUUCAAAUAGAAUAUAUUAAAAAUAAUUUAAACAGUGUGUUUGCCCAUAUUCUUCAAUUGAUUAAAAUACUAAAUGUAUCAAUUUUUUGGACUAAAAACUUAAUAUUCUAAGGAAUUAAUCAAAUAUUGUAAAAUGUCAAUAAGGCUUUUUUGAAAUUAAUGGAGAUUGUAUUAGAUGGUAAAUUUUAUUUGUUAUUAUUUAGUCCUUCGAGAAUCAAAGAAAAGCUUAUAACUUGUUCUAAUUGUUUUGAAAAUGCCAAAACAUGGAAUAAAUUUGCAAAAUGUGAUAGAGAUUUAUAUAUUAAUGAUGAUUUUAAAACUUAUGAUCCUUACAUAUACUAUGAAGCUUUGAUGUUUUUAUUUGAUGGAUCAGAACUGAUAAUUUUUUAAAAUAGUAAAGAUUAGGGAUAUUUUAAUAUGGUAGAUGAAAUUGUUCUUUAUGAGGAAUUCAUUUAAAUGAAUUAAAAUUUCAAAUAAUUUUGUAACUAAAAAAAUGAAAAUGUUAAUGUAGAUAAAUUUGGUUAUUUAUGUAAAAUUUCAAAUUGUAAAAUUUGUGGUAUAUAAAUAAAUGAACAAAUUUGUCUAAUUUGUGAUUAACCAUUUAAACUUAUUAAUGGCCAAUGUACUUUUUAAAUUAAUUAUUUUAAUAACACCAAAUGUUUUCCACCAUUUUAUACAUCACAUACUGAAAAUUGUGAAUUAUGUAAACUUAAAAAUUGUAUUUAUUGUUUUGAAUAUGUCAAUAAUUAUUAUUAAUGGAUUAGUAUUAAUAGAGAUCAGAUUAAUUUAAGUGCAAACUAAUAAAAUGAUGUAAAAAUUGGUUGUUUAUUGUGUGAAGAGGGUUUUAGUUUUGAUUUCACUUUAGGAUUUUGUGUGAAUAACUUUCCAAGUAUAUAGAAUUGUUUAACUGCUUUUAUAAAUUUUGAAAGUGAGGAAAUAUGUUUAUCAUCCUCUUUAGAUAAUUUUUUAGUUUCUAAAGAAAUCAAUCAUUGUGAACAAUUUAUUUUAAAUUGUUAAUCAUGUUAUUUAGAUUUGUAUAAAUUUAUAAAAUGUAUAGAAUGCAAAUUAGGUUUCGUCUUACAAGAAGAAUAAUGUUAUGAGAAUUAAGAAUAAAGUUCAACUUAUUUAAAAAUGUUUUGGGAUAUGAAGAUUGAAAUUUUCUUAAUGAGUUUUCAAAAUAAUGAUUAUAUUGAAAAUUUAAAUUAAGAUUAAUUUCUUUUUUGCAAAAAUCAAAUUUAGGAUGGAGAAUAUUAUUGUGAUUAAUGCAUAUGUAAAUAUUAAGAAACUUAAAUUCAUUAGAAUGAAUUUUUUUAACAAUGUUCUUAAUUGUGUCAAGUGUGUAAAUUAAGAGAAAAUGAAGAAAUAAAAGUAAAUAUUGAAUUAAUAGUUAGAAAAUUGCACCUAACUUUUAAAAAAAUUUAAAAAAUUCUAUUUAUACAUCUUUAUGCAUAAAACCUUAAAUUGAUCCUUUUAUUUACUAUAAUCCUUAUUUAAAAACAACUUAAUAUUGUGAAAAUGGUGAUUGUAAUAAUGCCUUUAAAUAUGAAAUUAUUUAAACUAAUUGUUUUUAUGAUAAUUUCUCUAAAGAUUUAAAUUCAUUAGGGAUUAUUCCAGAAUAUUUGAAUAAAAUUGGAGCUAAUAAUCUAACAAUUAUUAUCAAAUUAGUAAUAUAAAAUUAAAAAUGUAAUCUCAUACCUUUAUUUACUAAAGCAUCUUUAAAAUUAGAUGUUUUUACUUUAUAAUUUAUUAAUAUGUAAUUCUUAGGAGAAUAUCCUAUAGACUUAUAUGUUUUUGAUUCAUUUUUUAUCUAAGAUUAUGAUUCAUUUACUAUGAUAAAUUUUGGUCUUGUUUUUCCUAACUUCAAUAUGUUAAAUUUUAAUUUUAGUAACUCUGAUAAAGAAUUUAAUAUAAAAUUAAUUAAUAUUACCAUUAAGGAUAGUUUGAUAAGAAAUGUUGGAUCUUUAUUUACGACAGAACAAUUUGGUUCAAUAGAUUUAUAAAAUCUAUCUAUAAUUAAUUCUAAAUUCAUUAAUUCUUCAUUAUUUAAUUUUAAUUACUUAAGUUUGAAUGGAUUCAUUAAAAUUUAAUCAUUAAAUUUCAUCAAUUGCACAUUUAUAAAUUUAAACUUAUUUUAGUUUUCUUAAAUUUACUUCAUUAUUCAUAUUAAUAACCUGACUUUAGAUUAAUGUCAAUUACAUAAUGCUUCUAUUUAUAAUUUUUAAAAUAAUAGUGGUUUAUAAACUUAGCUACUCCUUAUAAAUACAUAAAUUUUUAGAUCGAAAUUUGAAAGUUCCAAAUUUUUUUACUGUUCUUCAGAAAUAAAUGUUACUGUAAAUAAUAUUAUAUUUUAAUUCAAUUAUUUAUUUAAUUCUCUUAUCUUUGGAUUUAGCUCACAUUUAUAAUUAAAAAAUCUUGAAAUUUUAGAUAAUAUAUUUUUAUAGUCAUCUUUUAUGUCAUCAAUUUAAAUGAUUAGUCAAAAUAUUAUAUUACUUAGCAUUAAGGAUUUGUUAAUUAGAAAAAAUUAAAUUCAAAAUUCAAAUUUAUUCACAAUUUUUUCAACUUUUAAAUCCAAAGAAAUAACUAUAAAUUUUGAAAAAGUUAUUAUUGAAUUAAAUACUUCAGGUUUAUAGACAAACAAUAAAACUAAUCAAAUAAGUUAUUUAUUUUAUAUUAAUUGUAAAAAAAUUGUUUUGAGCAAUUUAGAAGUUAAUGAUAAUUUAAAUUUGCAUAUCCUUUAUUUUUAUGAUACAGCAGACAUUAAACUUGAGAAAAUUAGUUUUUAAAAUUCUGUAAUAAAGUAGAAAGUUUCUAUUUAAUCUAGUUAUUUAUCAAAUUAGAAUCUUUAGAACUAAUUACUCAAGAUUGUUGGUUUUCAAAAAAUAUUAAUAUAAAAUUGUAAAAUUUAACUAAUAUCAAGCAUUGAUGAAUCAAUCAUUAAAAUCAUGUCUAAUGCUCAAUAUGUUUCAGGAUAAAUAGAAAUAAUAAAUUUAUUAAAUUUAGAAUUUUAUGGAAAUCUCUUACAAUCCUUCAAUUCUGGUGCAUUUUUUUCUCUCAUCACAAUAGAAUCUGAUAAAAUUUUAGAAAUAGAUACAGAAAAUUUUUUAUUUCAUAGAAAUAUUAUGCAUGUUUAUUCUGAAAGCUCUUUAAAAGGAUUGGCAGCAUUGUUAUUUAUUUCUUCCCCAUCAAGUACUAUCUAUUUCAAAAAUUUUAGUUGCUAGUAGAAUGCUAUGACAAACUCUUCCAAUUCCUUUAUUAAUAUUGCUACCAAAAGCUUAAAUAUAUCUAAUUUACAUGUAUCAAAUCAUAAUGUAUUACCUUUGAAUGUUUGGAAUAAUUAUUAUGAAAUAUAAUUAGUGAAUUAAGAAUAAACUAAUUCUUUGUUUAUGCAGAUAUUUAAUUUAAAAACUAUUGGAGGAGUAGCAUCUAUCUAAGCAGCAAACUUCAUUUGUAUAAAUACAACUUUCGAAAACAUUUUGGCUGUCAAAAGUUCUAUAUUUGAUAUUCUUACUACACAUAAAGGAAUAAUAAGGAUAUUAAAUAUAUCUGUUCGUUAAAUUAGUAACAGUAUGAAAAAAAUAAUUGAAAGCACAGGAUGUAUCAGCAUUAAUUCUCAAAAUAGCUUAUUAAAUAUUUUAAUUUAAAAUGUAACAUUUUAAGACAUUUUUAAUAGAAUGGCUUCUGCUCUUUUUACUAUAAAUCCUUCAUUACUUUAAAACUUAAUAAUUUUAUAAGAUAUAAGGAUAAUUAAUUGCAUUUCAUUAAAAAACUAAAUUGUUAAAAUAUAGUUUAUGUUUUAAAUUAAUAAAUAAAAUUCAGUUAUUUUUAAAAAUUUAUUUAUUGUUCAGGAUUAAGAAUCCUGGAUAAAUUUAUUUUUAUAAAUAGGAUUAUUAUCCUAAUCUGAAAUAAGAGAAAUUGCAAGCAAUAGUAAUUCCUUGAUUUAAUUAGAAAAUUGUGAAUUCAUAAUAAUGGGUUUGAUUGUUGAAGGAAUGCUUUUUUCUAAAGUAAUUUAAUUAAGUAAUAUAAACAAUUUAAUCAUUUUUACUGUUCGUUUUAUAACAUAGAGAGUAUUUACUCAUAAAGUCUUAUUUAUAUAGGUUUAAUAGCAUAAUAAAAAUGUUUUGUUACUUUAAAAUCGGUAAUAUUUUAUAAUUGUUCAAUGA
Paramecium sonneborni is the source of this 5520-nucleotide messenger RNA. The record is from the annotation of a GenBank genome assembly. Lineage: Eukaryota; Ciliophora; Oligohymenophorea; Peniculida; Parameciidae.